CUUGCUGUUUUUCGUUUCGUAACAAGUGACUGUGGGCCAACUUUUAUAAUAUCCCAUCAUACGUGUUUUAAUCACUAAAACACACGUGUUACACAUUUAAAUAAGAGAGCGAAAUGUCAGCGUGGAGAAUGUCUAAUAGUCAAACUACCUGUCACAUUGGUCGCUAGGUCAUGUUCGUUUCCAUAGCAACGGGUUGUUGCCUAAUUUUCAAGGCAUGUGCGUCGUAUUUUUUGUGAGCCGCCUGGACAGAGCCGGGAGAUGUGCGAUGCUCCGGUGGAUUUAUCAUUCAGGUGCCUCUGCUCCAUGGCAGAUGCACUUACAGAGGAACCAAGUGGUGGUCUGCAGCCUCUGAAAAGAAACUCUGAAAAGAAAUACUUAAGUCGCUCCCUGCGUCUUAAUAACAACAUCAUCACUGACCUGAGCGACCUCCACAAGACUCUCACCCAUUUUCUGGCUGAGCCGUCUCAGCUCGCCUGGCUGGAUCUGUCCUUCAACUGCAUCUCACACAUAGACCCAGUUUUGUGUGAGCUCCAGCAGCUGCGUGUGUUGUAUCUUCAUGGCAACAGCAUCUGUAACCUGGCAGAGGUGAAAAGGCUGGGAGUGCUGCAAUAUCUGCACACCAUCACCCUACAUGGAAAUCCCAUAGAGACUGAGAGAGGAUACAGGAGCCAUGUGGUUUCUGCUCUGCCUCAGCUGAAGGCAGUGGAUUUCAGCGCUGUAACACAACAGGAGCAAGUCAUGGCAAACGUAUGGUGUCACAGCAACAACCGUGGCAGGAGAAAAGUCUCCAUUGACUGACAAGAGGAGGCUCGUUUAAUCGCUGGACUGCAGUUGGCUUUCUGUCUGUUUCCCAUACCUGCUUAUUCCUAAUCACAGUGCUGAGUACUUGUUUCACUGGCACUCUCUGUGCUCCACAUUCUCAGCUGGAGAGCACUUCAGCCAAGCUGGCUCAUCAUCUCACAUAUUUACUCCAUAUCUGUCUGUGGGGUGAAAUGAGUUUUUCUUUUUUAAAUAAAGGGUAGAGUUUUGUGUUCUAUGCUGAAAUUACCAGUCUAUCCCUGGUGUUUACAAAAACAAUUACUUGAAAGAAGUCAACAUUACAAAACAGUAAUAGCCUACGUGUUAUAAUUUUUGGUUAUUAAGUGAUGCUAGAUGCUAAAUGCACUAGAUGAACUUCUCCCCAGAUGUGCACAUACAAAGUUUGUGCAAUAUUCUUAAGACACACUCACCAGCACUUAUGUUGAAAGUCUUUAAUGAAUUAAUUGACCCAAAAAAAAAAAAAAAAGAACAGAAUAUCUUAAACCUUUUUGGUACUGCUCUAAGAAAUCAUUAAUUACAUAAUUCAGGUAGUAUUACACAUUU
Molecule: messenger RNA, 1362 nt
Organism: Myripristis murdjan (pinecone soldierfish)
Lineage: Eukaryota; Metazoa; Chordata; Actinopteri; Holocentriformes; Holocentridae
Gene: lrrc51
Product: leucine rich repeat containing 51
Exons: 5
Coding region: 259-798 (179 amino acids)
Molecular function (GO): protein binding
Source: RefSeq, a predicted model, not a curated record